AAGCUUGUUGGCUAGCAACGCUAAGCGUCAUUAGAGUUUGUUAUAACAACAGUUGCUAGAAUAAUAGCUUCAAAUCAAAGCACAAAUUAUGACGCACUGGUUAGAAGGGACAUUUACGAGGGGAGUAGGAAAUUAAUUUUCGAAAUCUUUCCUUUUUAUUUUUUGUCACUUUUUAAAAAUGUUUUUUUGUAGUUUAUCAUUAUGAGUUCUUUCAGGUGGGGGGAAUGCAUUCAAAUAUUUUUUAUAGACUCAACUCAAAUGGGUAAUUAAUUAAAGGAAAAAUAUAUUUUAUAAAAGAAAAAAACCCAAGGUCCCACAAUUUAUAAACAUUUAUAAAUAAAAACGAAAAAAGAAAAUCAAGAUGAUUACGACUGGAGCCAGCGAAUUAACAGACCUUACAGACCCGAGAGUCUUUUUUGUUGCGGAUUACGUAUUGAAAACUUUCGGCCUAAAAGGAGAAAAAUGGUCAAAGAUGUAUAGCAUUGAAGAGAAUAAAAUUAUGAUGAAUGAAUUUUUUGAAAAAACUGAAAUGUCUACUUUGAUAUUUAUAUUGAAUAGCGCUGGAGCCCUGCAGAUGCAGCAAAAUUGGCCUGAGGCCCCCAAUGGAAAGUCCUGCUAUUUUGUUAGACGAAACAAAGAGCCAAUCUCCAGGGAGACAGCAUUGAGAACUGCACUGCUCUAUGGUGACUUAUCGUACUCUCCACUCGAACAUCUCUCAGUAUUUGUUGAUGAGAUACUUGUUCCAAUUUUGACAAAUGAAAAGAACCAUGAGCAUUGGCCAAGGGUGGUUUCACAGGACAUUAUUCGACAGGUACACAACCUCAAGAGAAAUGUUGAUGUUGUGAUUGGUCAGGUAAAAGGCAAAACACUGUUACCACUUCCUGUUGGUAUUGAAAACAUUGACAAUCUUGAUAUUAAAGAUAGCUUGUUGACACGUGCCUUAGUACAUUCUACAGAAUCAGUUGUCAUAGAAUGGUCUCACCAGAUACAAGAUGUCCUAAAGAGACAUUCUGCUCAAUUCUUGAAGGACGGACAGAAUCCAACUCCAUUUGUAGAAUUGAAUUUCUGGCAAGAUAGACUUAAGAAUUUGAACUGCAUCUAUGACCAGCUACAAGCUCCAAGAGUUGUGAAAAUGGCAAGCCUAUUAGAAAGAACCAACAGUGUAUAUCACAUUUCUUUCCAGAAUUUGUUACAAGAUGUUGUAUCUGCUCUUGAUGAAGCAAGAGACAUAAACAUAUUCUUAAAACCGCUUCACAACCUCUUCACUGAUAUCCAACAAGCUGAUUUCACAGACCUGACAGAACAUUUUCCUCCACUUAUACAUGUCAUUUGCCUUAUAUGGGCCAACUCCAACUUUUACAAUACAGCUCCACGUAUCACAGUUUUGCUGCAAGAGACUUGUAACUUGGUCAUCAAUUUGGCAAGGGAUCAUUCUGAACCAACUGAAAUUUUCAAAGGAGAAAUUGAAGAAAGUAUGGUUAAAGUGAGAAAUGUUGAGCAAAUUUUAGAAUGCUUUAAAGAUACAUAUGAAGAAUACAAAUCAAAACUGGAAGAAUAUUUCUCAGAUCAAACUCAAGUUAAACUGUGGCAAUUCUCUCCUGCUCUAGUGUUUGAUAGAUUUGAUAAAUUUCAGCAAAGAAUUCAAGUUGUGAAGAAAUUAAUGGAAACCUCAACUGAAUUCAUGAAGCUUGAGAAGGUCGAACUUGGAGGCAUCAAAGGUAAAAUCCUAAGCAAACAAGUUAUCCAAAUCAGUGAUGAAUUUAAAGAACAAUACAAAGUAUUCCAGGAGAAAACCUAUGACACAUUAGAUUCAAAUAACCAGGAAUUUCUUGAUGAUUAUGAGAAGUUCCAAAAUCGAAUCUAUGACCUGGAUCGAAGAUUGGGUACCAUAAUUUGCCAAGGAUUUGAUGAUUGCUCCGGUCUUCAAUCUUGUUUCAAGCUAAUUGAUAUGAUGGGAAGCCUUUUAGAAAGACCAUUGAUUAAGAAGGAUUUUAAUGGAAAAUACCUGAAAAUUGUUGACAUGCUCAAUGAAGAAUUGGACACAGCAAAGGAAAUGUACAAUGAGCAAAUGGUUCUGUUGAAAGAGACAGGAUGCAUCAUGGUGCAUAAAUUCAUGCCAAAAGUAUCUGGAUGUUUGAAGUGGGCCCAAGAAUUGCAAGAGAGAAUCACUAGUUCAGUUGGCAGUUUCAAACAUCUUGACCAUAGUUGUACAACAAAUGAAGAAGCAAUCCUUAUUUACAGAAAAUAUGAAGAAAUGAUGAAUCUACUCUCCAAUUUUGAACAGGAACAAUACACAGAGUGGGCAAAAACUGUUGAUGAUGCCUGCUGUUUUAACCUGUCCCAACCUUUGUUGUCAAGAAAUGAACAGACCAAUUUAAUCUCAGUGAACUUUGAUGCUCAGCUUAUUGCUGUGUUAAAGGAGGUUAAGUACAUGGAAAUCCGUGGCAUGGAAAAUAUUCCAACCAGCAGCAAUGAACUUUAUGCUAGAAGAGAUGAUAUUUUCCAAUAUGUCACCAACCUUGAUAUGAUAGUUCUUUGGUAUAACAAUAUCAGAACAUCCAUCAUAGAAGUAGAAUUCCCACUUAUUGAAAAACAAAUUGAUGAUAUUGAUCAUAAAUUGAAAAAUGCUGAGAAAGUUAUGAACUGGAAUAGUUCAGGUAUUUGGGAAUACAUCGAAGAAACUAAAAACAUGGUUUAUGAUCUGGAAUCUCGAUUGCACAACUCUAAGGAUAAUGUUCAAAAGAUUGAACAACUGAUGGCAACAUGGAGCAAGACACCGCUAUUUGAACGCAAAGAAGAUAAGUUUGGGUCAUUAUUAAAUUUGGACGAUCGAGGAGAACGAUUGAGAAAACGGUACAAAGAGAUUGAAGAUGCAGGUGAUCAGAUUCAUAAAUUGUUACAGGAAAAUGUUGACUACUUUAAAGCAGAUCCCAAUUCAGAAGUUUGGAAAGCUUACGUUGACUAUGUUGAUGACAUAGUUGUGGAUGGAUUCUUUAGAACCGUUGAUACCAGCCUGACAUUUUUACUAGAAAACACUGAAUCAAACUCAACUCAUGAACCAUUAUUUCAAGCACAAUUAGAAUUGUGUAAACCUGACAUGGUAUUUUCUCCAUCUUUGGAUUAUGGAACUGCUGAUGGUUUCUAUGAUUUGGUUGAUGGUGUGGUUGGCAGCAUCUACAAACAAGCUACUCUAAUUCUUCGCUUGGCAAAACACAGUGACCAAGUAAAUUACCAGCCUGAUUUAGAAGAAAUGGAUGAACUCAAUGAUAAACGAAAUGAAUUAAUGGAACGUGUACAAAAUGUCAUGAACAAAGCAUGUGAAUAUCGCAAUUCCUUUGACACAUACGCAUAUCUAUGGGUUGAUGACCGAAAUGAAUUUAUGCGUCAGUUUCUUCUAUAUAAUCAUGUCUUGACCACAGAAGAGAUAGAGGCGCAUGCUGAAGAUGGAGUGCCUGAAUGCCCUCCAACAUUAGAGCAGUUUAAAGAACAGAUUGAUACCUAUGAGAAGAUCUAUGAUGUGGCAGAAACAAUUCAGAAAACUUCAGUUUUUGAAUCAUGGUUUCGUGUUGAUGCCAGUCCAUUCAAACAAGCUUUGUUAAACAUUAUUAAGAGAUGGAGCUACAUGUUUAAACAACACUUAAUUGAUCAUGUGACUAAUAGUUUGGCAGACUUGUCUGAAUUCAUCAAAUCAGCUAAUGAAGGACUGACCAAGACUGUUGAAGAAGGUGAUUACAAUGGACUUGUAACUAUCAUGGGGAACCUUGGUGCUGUGCGUGAAAGGUUAGCUGCUACAGAUGAGAUGUUUGAACCUCUGAAGCAAACAAUUGAGUUACUGAAGAUAUAUAACCAAGAAAUGCCAGAGGAGGUUCACAUUCAGUUAGAGGAAUUACCUGAAAGAUGGAAUAAUACAAAGAAAAUAGCAAUCACAGUCAAACAACAGGUGGCACCACUUCAAGCAGCUGAAGUUAACAAUAUACGCAGAAAAACAGCAGCAUUUGAUGUAAAACAACACAAAUUCCGUGAAGCUUUUCAUCAGAUAUCUCCAUUUUUCUACACUUGUCAGAAUGCAUAUGAACAUUUAGACAAGUAUCAUGAAGAGAUUCACAAAAUGGAGAUGGAGAUGACUAACCUGCAAGCAUCAGCCAGCCUGUUUGAAGUUAGCAUCCCUGAUUUCAAGCAGUUGAAACAAUGCCGCAAAGAGUUAUGUUUGCUGAAGCACCUCUGGGACUAUAUAACAGUAAUUCAAAGCAGCAUCGACAACUGGAAGACGACGCUAUGGUUGGACAUUGAUGUUGACCAAAUGGACAUUGACUGCAAACUGUUUUCCAAAGACAUCCGCCAGCUAGAUAAAGAGAUGCGAGCAUGGGAUGUUUAUAGCGGAGCAGAAAGCACAGUUAAAAACAUGCUCACGUCUCUUCGUGCUGUCGGAGAACUGCAGAACAAAGCCAUACGCGAUCGCCACUGGCAGCAACUGAUGCAGGCCACAAAUGUACGUUUUGUAAUGGAUGAUACUUGCACUUUAGCUGACCUUUUACUGUUGAACUUACACAAUUAUGAGGAAGAAGCUAAAACCAUUGUGGACAAAGCAGUGAAGGAAAUGAGCAUGGAGAAAGUUUUAGGAGACCUGGAUGAAACUUGGGGUGCUAUGGAAUUUGACCAUGACAAACAUGCUUCUACUAAUACUACACUACUGCGUGCCAGUGAAGAACUAAUUGAAACUUUAGAAGAAAAUCAAGUUCAGUUGCAGAAUAUGUUAACAUCAAAAUUCAUUGAUUACUUCCGAAGUGAGGUCACUUCUUGGCAAAUGAAAUUGUCUACUGCUGACCAGGUGAUCAGUAUUUGGAUGGAAGUGCAACGCACUUGGUCUCAUCUUGAAAGUAUCUUCAUUGGGUCAGAAGAUAUUAGAAAACAACUGCCAAAAGACUCUGAGAGAUUUGAUAACAUCGAUUCUGAUUUUAAGCAAAUUGUUUCUGAAGUUGAAGUCACAAAGAAUGUAAUUCAAGCAACAAGUUGUCCCAAUUUAUAUGAACGCUUGGAGAAAAUCCAGUCAGAACUGGUGAAGUGUGAGAAGGCUUUGGCAGAAUACUUAGAAACAAAGAGAUUGGCUUUUCCUCGCUUCUAUUUUGUCUCUCCUGUUGAUCUAUUAGACAUUUUGUCUAAUGGAAACAACCCAACAGCCGUUUGUACUCAUCUUACCAAACUGUUUGAUAGUUUGGCCAAACUUGAAUUUGAGAAAGAUUCUGAUGGAAAUGACACUAAAAUAGCUACAGGAAUGUACAGCAAAGAUGGAGAAUAUGUGGCUCUUGACCAUAAAUGCGACUGCUCUGGACAGGUAGAAGUCUGGUUGAACAGUGUCUUAGACACUAUGAGAAGCACCAUUCGAUAUCAGAUGACAGAAGCUGUGGUAGGAUAUGAAGAGAAAGCUCGUGACUUGUGGCUAUUUGAUUAUUGUGCUCAAGUUGCUUUGUGUGGAACACAAAUUUGGUGGACAACUGAUGUUAAUAUGGCUUUUGGUCGUCUAGAAGAAGGCUAUGAAAAUGCAAUGAAAGAUUAUAAUAAAAAGCAGAUCCAGCAGCUGAAUGCCUUAAUUACAAUGCUUGUGGGUGAGCUGAACAAAGGUGACCGCCAGAAAAUAAUGACCAUAUGUACCAUUGAUGUACAUGCUCGAGAUGUUGUAACAAAAAUGAUUGCAAAUAAAGUAGAUAAUGCUCAAGCAUUUUCUUGGUUGUCUCAGCUCAGACAUCGAUGGGAUGAGCAAGGUCUCAAGGAUUGCUUUGCUAACAUCUGUGAUGCCCAAUUCCGCUACAGCCAUGAGUAUCUGGGUAAUGCUCCACGACUGGUAAUAACUCCUCUUACAGACAGGUGUUAUAUUACACUCACUCAAUCUCUUCAUCUCAUUAUGAGUGGAGCUCCAGCUGGGCCUGCAGGUACCGGUAAAACAGAAACCACCAAAGAUUUAGGAAGGGCUCUUGGUGUUAUGGUCUACGUUUUCAACUGUUCAGAGCAGAUGGACUAUAAGUCCGUUGGUAAUAUCUACAAAGGUCUUGCCCAAUCUGGGGCCUGGGGAUGUUUUGAUGAAUUCAAUCGUAUCUCUGUGGAGGUUUUGUCUGUAGUGGCUGUCCAAGUAAAAAGCAUUCAAGAUGCCAUCAAAGACAAAAAGAAGGAAUUUAAUUUCAUGGGGGAACACAUCAAAAUUGUUCCUACAGUUGGAAUUUUUAUUACCAUGAAUCCUGGCUAUGCUGGGCGAACAGAACUUCCAGAGAACUUAAAAGCACUUUUCAGACCUUGUGCUAUGGUUGUGCCUGAUUUUGAGUUGAUUUGUGAAAUCAUGUUGGUAGCUGAGGGUUUCCUUGAUGCUCGGCUUCUUGCUAGAAAGUUUAUCACAUUAUAUCAACUAUGUAAAGAGCUUUUGUCAAAACAGGAUCAUUAUGAUUGGGGAUUGCGUGCAAUCAAAUCAGUCUUGGUUGUUGCUGGAUCUCUUAAAAGAAGUGAUCCCAAUCGAGCAGAAGAUCAAGUACUAAUGAGAGCUCUGCGAGAUUUUAAUAUUCCCAAAAUCGUAACUGAUGACCUUCCAGUGUUUAUGGGGCUCAUAAGUGACUUAUUCCCAUCCCUUGAUGUGCCUCGUAAAAGAGAUAUGGUGUUUGAGAAAAAUAUCAGACAAGCUGUUUUGGAUAAACAGUUACAACCUGAAGAUAGUUUUAUACUUAAGGUUGUUCAGUUGCAAGAAUUAUUUGAUGUGAGACACUCUGUUUUCAUCAUCGGAAAUGCUGGAACUGGUAAGAGCCAAGUUUGGAAUGUUUUACUCCAAACCCAUCGUAACCAAAAGCUGAAACCCCUUGCAAUUGUCUUGGAUCCAAAAGCUGUAACUAAUGAUGAACUAUUUGGUAUCAUUAAUCCAUCAACAAGAGAAUGGAAAGAUGGCCUGUUUUCUGUAAUAAUGAGAGACCUUUCAAAUAUGAGUGGAGAUGGUCUGAAAUGGAUUGUCUUAGAUGGAGACAUUGAUCCAAUGUGGAUAGAAUCUCUGAACACUGUUAUGGAUGACAAUAAAGUGCUUACUUUAGCCAGUAAUGAACGUAUCCCUCUUACUCCAUCUAUGCGCUUGCUUUUUGAAAUCAGCCAUCUGAAGACAGCUACUCCUGCUACUGUAUCAAGGGCUGGAAUUUUAUAUAUCAACCCACAGGAUCUUGGCUGGAAUCCCUAUGUUCAGAGCUGGAUUGACAGGAGGGAAAUUCAGUCAGAAAAGGCUAAUUUGACCAUUCUCUUUGACAAAUAUGUACCAACCUGUUUAGAAACUCUACGACAACGAUUCAAAAAAAUUACACCUAUUGCUGAGUGUAGCCAUAUACAGAUGCUGUGUUACCUUUUAGAAUGUUUACUCUGCCCAGAAAACACACCAGCUGACUCUCCUAAGGAACUUUAUGAACUAUAUUUUGUUUUUGCAUGCAUCUGGGCAUUUGGUGGUGCUAUGUUUCAGGACCAGCUGGUGGACUAUAGAAAUGAAUUCACCAAAUGGUGGAUUAACGAAUUCAAGUCAGUGAAAUUUCCAAGUCAGGGUACUGUCUUUGAUUAUUACAUCGACCCUGAGACAAAGAAAUUUGAACACUGGAGCAAACGUGUUGCAAAAUUUGAAUUAGAUCCAGAAAUACCACNACAGGCAACUAUGGUGCCAACAGCUGAAACAACUCGAAUCCGGUACUUUCUGGACAUCCUAAUUGCUUCAAAGAGGCCUGUGAUGCUUGUUGGUACAGCAGGAAGUGGCAAGACUGUCCUCAUGCAGGACAAACUGAUAUCUCUCCCUGAUGAAUAUGUGAUUGCCAAUGUGCCCUUCAACUUUUACACAACAUCUGAAAUGCUACAACGAAUUCUAGAAAAACCACUUGAAAAAAAAGCAGGACGAAACUAUGGUCCCCUUGGUAACAAGAAGCUCAUCUACUUUGUAGAUGACAUGAAUAUGCCAGAAGUUGACCAGUAUUUCACAGUACAACCACAUACUCUGAUGAGACAACAUCUAGAUCAUAACCAGUGGUAUGAUCGCGUGAAGUUGACUGUCAAAGACAUACACAAUACACAAUACGUUGCUUGCAUGAACCCAACAGCUGGCAGUUUUACAAUUGAUCCCCGUUUACAGAGACACUUCUGCGUAUUUGCCAUCAAUUUUCCUUCUCAAGAUGCUUUAAAUACCAUCUAUUGUAGCAUUCUUAGCCAACAUUUGAUUUUCAAUAACUUUGCUCCUCAAGUACAGAAAUUCUCACCAAAUAUAAUUACAGCUGCACUUACUCUCCACCAAAGAGUCUCCUCCAACUUUUUGCCCACAGCCAUCAAAUUCCAUUAUGUUUUCAAUCUCAGAGAUUUGUCCAAUAUUUUCCAGGGGAUAUUAUUCUCCUCUCCGGAAUGUUGCAAAACUCCAACGGAUUUGAUUCGCUUAUGGACUCAUGAGUCUCAAAGAGUUUACUGUGAUAAGUUGAUUGAUGCUAAAGAUAUAGUAAACUACUUGAAACUUGAGAAAGAUGUUAUCAAGAAAAGUUUUGAGGACAUCGAUGAAUCAGCUCUGACGAAGAAACCAUUACUGUAUUGCCAUUUUACCCAAGGUAUAGGUGACGCUAAGUAUUUACCAGUGUCUGACUGGAACAGUAUCAGUGCAAUACUAAAAGAAACAUUGGACAGUUACAAUGAACUCAACGCUGUCAUGAAUCUGGUUCUGUUCGAAGAUGCUAUGACUCAUAUCUGUCGAAUCAACCGCAUCCUGGAAAGUCCUCGAGGAAAUGCACUUUUGAUUGGUGUAGGAGGAAGUGGCAAACAAAGCCUGUCAAGACUUGCUGCUUAUAUAAGCAGUUUGGAAGUGUUCCAGAUUGUUCUGAGGAGAGGAUAUGGCAUACCAGAUCUUAAAAUGGAUUUAAACAUUCAGUACCAAAAAGCUGGCUUGAAGAAUAUUGGGACAGUUUUCUUAUUAACUGAUGCCCAAGUAGCAGAUGAAAAAUUCCUUGUUUUGAUCAAUGACCUACUUGCAUCAGGAGAGAUUGCUGAUCUUUUUGCUGACGAUGAAGUUGAGACUAUUAUUAGCACUGUACGAAGUGAAGUAAAAGCACAAGGUCUUGAAGACACUCGAGAGAACUGCUGGCGAUAUUAUAUCGAUAAAGUUCGUCGUUCACUAAAGGUUGUGUUAUGUUUCUCUCCUGUUGGCCCCACAUUGCGAAUCCGAAGUCGCAAAUUUCCAGCUAUUACCAAUUGUACAAGCAUUGAUUGGUUCCAUGAAUGGCCUGAAGAAGCUCUAGUAUCUGUCAGUCAAAGAUUCCUUGAAGAAGUUGAACUAUUGGCUCCACCAAUGAGGGAAGCAAUUUCAAAGUUUAUGGCCUUUGUGCACAAAUCAGUGAAUGAUACAAGUGACCUUUAUCUCCAAAAUGAACGUCGCUACAAUUAUACUACACCAAAAAGUUUCCUAGAACAGAUUAAGCUUUAUCAAAACCUACUGAAUAAGAAUAAUACCAAUUUACAGGCACAAAUUGUGCGUCUAGAAAAUGGUUUGGAGAAACUUAGAAACACUUCUUCCCAGGUUGAUGACCUGAAAGCCAAGCUGGCUGCCCAAGAGGUUGAACUUGCUCAGAAAGAAGAGGAUGCUAACAAACUGAUAGCUAUUGUUGGAGCUGAGACAGAGAAAGUUAGCAAGGAGAAACGCAUUGCCGAUGAAGAAGAGAAGAAAGUACAAAAGAUCAAUGAAGAAGUCAGCAAGAAGGCCCAAGAUUGUGAAGAAGAUCUUACCAAAGCUGAACCUGCCCUUAUAGCAGCAAAGAAAGCUCUUGAUACACUCAAUAAGAGUAACUUGACAGAAAUGAAAUCUUUUGGAGCACCGCCUAGCGCUGUGACAAAUGUCACUGCUGCAGUGAUGGUUUUGUUAGCGCCAGGAGGGAAGAUUCCUAAAGACAGGAGCUGGAAAGCAGCAAAAUCUACUAUAAUGAGUAAGGUUGAUACAUUAUUGGUUCAGCUGAAAGAAUACGAUAAAGAAAACAUUCAUGAAAACUGCCGUAAAGCAAUUCAGGCCUACCUCACAGACAAGGAAUUCAACCCUGAGUUGAUAAGUGCCAAGUCCUCAGCUGCAGCUGGUCUCUGUGCUUGGGUAAUCAAUAUUAUGAAAUUUUAUGAGGUAUUUUGUGAGGUGGAACCAAAGAGAAUUGCACUAAACCAAGCAAAUGCAGAAUUGGCCGCUGCUCAAGACAAGCUAGCUGUCAUUCAGAAUAAAAUCACAGAACUUGAAAAAUCUCUGGCUAAACUGACAAAUGAAUUUGAAGAAGCUACAAAUGCAAAAAUGAAGUGUCAAGCAGAAGCAGAUGCUACAAAUAAGACCAUAGUUUUGGCUAAUCGGCUUGUUGGAGGACUGGCUUCUGAAAAUGUCAGAUGGGCUGAGUCAAUCAGAGGACUGAAAAAACAAGAAAUAACUCUACCUGGUGACACACUACUCAUCACAUCAUUUGUCUCAUACCUUGGAUGUUUUACCAAAUCAUACAGGCUCGAUCUCAUCAAUAAGCACUGGACUAAUUAUCUGAAUUCAGUAAAGGAAAUAAUUCCCAUAUCUGAAGGCUUAGACCCUUUGACUUUACUAACAGAUGAUGCAAGUAUUGCUGAGUGGAACAAUGAGGGUUUACCUAGUGACCGAAUGUCAAUUGAAAAUGCUACCAUACUCACAAACUGCGAGAGAUGGCCUCUAAUGGUUGAUCCUCAGCUUCAAGGAAUAAAGUGGAUUAAGAAGAGAUUUUCUUCAACGCUGAAGGUUGUACGUAUUGGUCAAAAGGGCUAUCUUGAAAUCAUUGAGAAAGCAAUAUCUACAGGAGAAACUGUUCUCAUUGAAAACCUUGGGGAAUCUAUUGAUCCAGUCUUAGAUCCUCUCUUGGGAAGAAAUACCAUUAAAAAAGGACGAGCCAUCCGAAUGGGAGACAAAGAAGUGGAGUAUAACUCUUCAUUCCAGCUGAUUCUACAUACCAAACUGGCAAAUCCACAUUACAAACCUGAGAUGCAGGCACAAACAACAUUGAUAAAUUUCACAGUUACUCGAGAUGGACUUGAGGAACAGCUUCUAGCUGCAGUUGUCAGCAAAGAAAGACCAGAUCUGGAACGGCUAAAAUCAGAUCUUACACAUCAACAAAAUGAAUUCAAAAUUACACUCAAAAAACUUGAAGAUUCUCUACUUGCUCGAUUGUCAGCUGCUGAAGGAAACUUCUUGGGAGAUUAUGCUCUGGUAGAGAAUCUUGAGACUACCAAACGGACAGCGGCAGAGAUUGAAGUCAAAGUGGUUGAAGCAAAGAAAACAGAGAAGGAAAUCAACUUGGCCCGAGAAAGCUACAGACCAGCAGCUGAAAGGGCAUCAUUACUCUACUUCCAGCUGAAUGAACUGAGCAAAAUCAAUCCUAUGUACCAGUUCUCUCUCAAGGCUUUCAGUGUGGUGUUUGAAAAGGCCAUAGAACGAGCUGAGCCAGCUGAUGAUGUUAAACAACGAGUUGUCAACUUGAUUGACAGUAUUACAUACUCAGUUUUUAUCUACACCACACGAGGACUCUUUGAGAAGGACAAACUCAUCUUCACUUGUCAAAUGGCAUUCCAGAUUCUACUUUUGAAGAAAGAAAUAAAUGCAACUGAAUUGGAUUUCUUAUUACGUUUUCCUUCUAUUCCCAACCUUACCAGUCCUGUUGACUUCAUCAACAAUUUAGGAUGGGGCGGAAUCAAGGCAUUGGCCAGUCUUGAAGAUUUUCGCAACUUGGAUAGGGACAUAGAAGGCUCUGCUAAAAGAUGGAAGAAAUUCGUUGAGUGUGAAUCUCCAGAAAAGGAGAAGUUUCCUCAGGAAUGGAAGAAUAAAACAUCUCUUCAGAAACUUUGCAUGAUGAGGGCUCUCCGACCAGACAGAAUGACAUAUGCAAUCAGGAAUUUCAUUGAAGAGAAGAUGGGUACACAGUACGUUGAAGGACGCCAAGUGGACUUUGCUAAAUCUUAUGAAGAAUCUGGUCCUGGUACUCCAGUAUUUUUUAUCUUGUCUCCUGGAGUGGAUCCCCUCAAAGAUGUAGAGGCAUUGGGCAAAAAAUUAGGUUUCUCAAAUGAUAACAAGAACUUCCACAACAUAUCUCUGGGUCAAGGACAAGAAAUCAUAGCUGAAGAAGCUAUGGAUAUAUCAGCUCAAGAUGGACACUGGGUAAUCCUACAAAAUGUGCAUCUUGUUGCAAAAUGGCUGGCCAACUUAGAGAAGAAGUUAGAAGAAUAUAGUGUAGAUAGCCAUGAAUCUUACAGAGUUUUCAUCAGUGCUGAACCUGCCGCUUCUGCUGCUUCCCACACCAUACCUCAAGGUAUUCUUGAGUCAGCCAUCAAAAUUACGAAUGAGCCUCCUACUGGUAUGCAAGCUAACUUGCAUAAAGCAUUAGACAACUUUGAUCAGGACACUUUGGAAAAGUGUGCACGAGAAGUAGAGUUUAAGAGCAUCUUAUUUGCUCUCUGCUAUUUUCAUGCUGUUGUUCAAGAACGGAGAAAGUUUGGACCUCAGGGUUGGAACCGAAUUUACCCUUUUAAUGUUGGUGAUCUGACAAUCAGUGUUAAUGUGCUGUACAACUACUUGGAAGCCAACAACAAAGUCCCCUGGGAAGAUUUACGCUAUCUUUUUGGGGAAAUCAUGUAUGGAGGGCACAUCACAGAUGACUGGGACAGACGACUUUGUAUAACUUAUCUUGAAGUGUACAUGCAUCCGGACAUGCUUGAUACAGAGCUCUAUUUGGCUCCUGGAUUCCCAAUUCCACCAAAUAUUGACUACAAGGGCUAUCACACAUAUAUUGAUGAGAUGAUUCCAACAGAAAGUCCCUAUUUAUAUGGUCUACAUCCAAAUGCAGAAAUUGAAUUCCUCACAAGUACAUCAGAGCAUCUUUUCCGCACAGUAUUUGAAAUGCAGCCUCGAGAUGCAGGUAGUGAUUCAGAAGCUGGUGUUAGCCGAGAAGAAAAAGUAAAGUCAAUUUUGGAUGAAAUUAUUGAAAAAUUACCAGAAGAAUUUAUCAUGGCAGAAAUAAUGGCUAAAGUUCCAUUAGAAGAAAGAACUCCCUAUGUAGUCGUAGCAUUCCAAGAAUGCGAACGAAUGAAUUUGUUAACAUCAGAAAUUAGAAGGACCUUAAAAGAACUUGAUUUAGGUUUAAAGGGUGAAUUGACAAUCACCUCAGACAUGGAAGAACUAAGCAACUCUCUUUUUAUGGAUCAAGUGCCAGGCAACUGGGCAAAAAGGGCAUACCCUUCUCUGUACAACCUCACCACAUGGUAUGCAGAUCUUUUGCAACGUGUGAAGGAACUAGAGAGUUGGGUAACAGACUUUCAGCUACCAGCAGCUGUUUGGCUGGCUGGCUUCUUUAACCCACAGUCCUUUCUUACAGCUAUCAUGCAGCAAAUGGCACGUAAAAGUGAAUGGCCACUAGACAAGAUGUGUCUGCAGUGUGAUGUGACUAAGAAAAUGCGAGAUGACAUGGCAGGACCACCUCGAGAAGGAGCUUACAUUCAUGGGCUCUUUAUGGAAGGUGCUCGGUGGGACAUGCAGAGUGGAAUGAUUGCUGAGUCACGACUAAAAGAUCUCACUCCAGUAAUGCCUGUGAUAUUCAUUAAAGCCAUUCCAGUUGACCGACAGGAUACUAAAACUAUUUAUCAAUGUCCUGUCUAUAAGACCAAACAACGAGGCCCGACAUUUGUAUGGACAUUUAAUUUGAAAUCGAAAGAGAAAUCAAGCAAGUGGAUUCUUGGUGGAGUAGCUCUGUUGCUGCAGGUUUAAAUUAAAUGAGCUUGUAUUAGUGCCCGCCUUGCCUCAUAAAAACUAAAACAACUAAUAUUUUUAUUUGAAGUGUUAUAUCUCUGGAAAUAUAAUGAAACAUUGAAAACAAAAACAUACAUUAUCUAGUAUUGCUGUAUUGAUUAAUGAUUACCAGAACCUUGCUGCAAAAUUAUUUACUUAUUUCUCUUUCUUUAGUGGUAUUCAUUAGGAAUCUUGUUGUUCUAUAUAUUAAAAGAAUAUCCACAUUGUUAAAUGUUCAACAUUAAACACAUACCAGUUAAAAGACUGAACUUUCACUCUACAUUUAAUAUCA
Molecule: messenger RNA, 14087 nt
Organism: Octopus bimaculoides (California two-spot octopus)
Lineage: Eukaryota; Metazoa; Mollusca; Cephalopoda; Octopoda; Octopodidae
Product: dynein beta chain, ciliary
Biological process (GO): microtubule-based movement
Cellular component (GO): dynein complex
Molecular function (GO): dynein light intermediate chain binding; minus-end-directed microtubule motor activity; ATP hydrolysis activity
Source: RefSeq, a predicted model, not a curated record